GGCAGCUCCAUCAUCAGCUCCUGGCCGGUUCAAAACAGCAGAUGCUGAGCCCUGGCCGGGCUGCUCGCACUCUACUUUCUAGCCAUCUCCUAGGGACUGGGCUGAAGCCUCAGAGCCCCAGCUGAUAACCCUGGGGCCAGAUCAUGUCAGCUAACAAAGGCUGGUGGGUACCACCUGAGGGCGAAGACAGUGUGUCUCAGAAGUUCCUGAGGAAGACCAGGGAGUCUCCGCUGGUGCCUGUAGGCUUAGGAGGCUGCCUGGCAGUGGCAGCCUACCGGAUUUAUCGGCUGAAGGCCCGUGGUUCCACCAAGAUGUCCAUACACCUGAUUCACACCCGAGUGGCGGCGCAGGCCUGUGCUGUGGGUGCAGUCAUGCUAGGUGCUGUGUACACGAUGUAUAGAGACUACAUCAAGAGAAUAGCACAGGAUCCUGGGGAGAAGUAG
Messenger RNA from Neomonachus schauinslandi (Hawaiian monk seal), 443 nucleotides. RefSeq names its product HIG1 hypoxia inducible domain family member 1B (gene HIGD1B). The transcript is spliced from 4 exons. Bases 144 to 443 code for a protein of 99 amino acids. Lineage: Eukaryota; Metazoa; Chordata; Mammalia; Carnivora; Phocidae. Gene Ontology annotation, cellular component: mitochondrion. Gene Ontology annotation, biological process: mitochondrial respirasome assembly. The record is from RefSeq and is a predicted model, not a curated record.